Molecule: messenger RNA, 850 nt
Organism: Episyrphus balteatus (marmalade hoverfly)
Lineage: Eukaryota; Metazoa; Arthropoda; Insecta; Diptera; Syrphidae
Exons: 4
Coding region: 182-592 (136 amino acids)
Source: RefSeq, a predicted model, not a curated record
CAUUCACUUUCAAACAGUUAGUCGUUCAUUGUAGACGUAUUGUGUCUGUCCUCUCUGCACAAUAUCCUUUAUAUUGCAACCAAACAAGCAAAAGUGUGUAUAAAAAAAUUGUUUGAAGUUAAGAUUAUAACAAAAAAUUACAUAAAUUCAACAGAAAAAAAGAAAAUAUUACCCAAACACCAUGAAGUUGGCAUAUUGCAUAUUAGUUUGUGCUUUUUUGAAAUUGGCAUUCUGUUUGCAGAAACCUGCCAAUCUAGUGGACGAUGAAAGUUUCUUUGAUGUUCAAAGAGGUCCAUCCAGUUUUGCAAGUACCGACAAGAACUACCUCAGAUUUCUGGCUAUGGCAGAAAGGAAUAUUGUGCAAUGUGUUUUUUGUAAUUUUAUGCUUUUAAACAAAUACAUGAUUGGAAGGAGUCAUUUUACCAAGGAUCGUCUUAUUCAAUGUUCAUAUUAUUCACCUGAAAGAUGUUUGAGUUAUUUUGAAAGUUAUUUAAAUGAAACUGAUGCUGACAAGACCAACAAACGCAAGAGGCAAUUUGAUGAAAUUGACAAAACUGAUCCCGGAUUUAGUACAUUGAAUCAAAUCCAUUAAGUAAAUUCAAACAAACUGAAAAUAUUUUAUUAACAAAAUUUUAUUCUAAAAAUUGUGUGCUGCUUUCGACAGAAUAUUUAUUGUGUCUUUCUUUUUGUUUAUAAAUAAUUUACUAUAUAAAUGUAUUUGUUAUUUAACUGAUUUGAAUUGAGUCCAAUGAAAUAUAAUUAUAAAAAAUUUAGAUAGAAAAAUUAUUUGUUUUUUGCUUUUUAAACACAAAAAUUUAAGGAUUUUUGAAUUUGUACCUAGCGUUGAUUA